AUUUGAAAUGUUAGUGAGACAAAGUGUCUCUUGUGCUAUGAAACCAAAGACAGAUCGUGUCUUGUGUAGACCAAAUAGUGUUCAUGAUUAAUCUAGCCUCCAACAAAGCUAGGUAACGAUAUCAGUCUUGAAUGUGUUUUAAUAGACGAAGUUUUCCAUCCAGCUUUCAAGCUAUUAGGAUGGAUCUAAGUUUUUCUAAUUGUAACUUGUGAACUUGUUGGGUAAAGUGUUGAGUGAUCUGUCAUACAAAAUUUUCAACCAAGCUUUCAAGUUAUUAGAAUGGAUCUUGGUUUUUCUCUGUGUAAUUUUUGAACUUGUUUCGAGUGAUUUGAUUAUAUCUUAAUAAAACAACCAAACAAAAAAAAAGGACUUAGCAUAAAUUCCGAAGUAUACUAAGUCUAUAAGGAAGUAUGACCCAAGAAACAUCGUGAGAAAAGGAAACUGAACAUCGCCUUUGGUUUAAGUCAAGAGAGUCUAUACUAUUAUUAUGGUUUAACCAGGCUUAAUUAAAGUAUCUAAAAGUAUGCGUCUAGUGAUAAGUAAAAAUUAUUAUUACAAACUAUUUGAGACAGAUGCAGCAAUUAAUAAAAAAAAACAUUCUGGAGAAUAAAUAAAAAAUCAUUCAAGUGUGAACCUUGAAAAGUCUGAACUCCUAAAGAUGCCGCCCAAAGAAAUUCCCCAGAUGGGCCCUGGGUCGAAAAUCUCGGCUCUCAUCGACGCCGUGAAAAAGAACCUUAUUAUCACAGAGGUGAAGACCAAGAGGGAACUGCUGAUUGACUUCUCUUCUUGCGGCUUCACCGUCCUUCCGGUGGAACUUUGCAAGAACGAGGAGGUGAUUGAGCUCGCCGUCAAGUUCCUGCUGCCUUUCAACAGGCUGAAGCAGUUGCCUGGCAACAUAGACGCGCUCGUGAAUCUUAGACACAUAGACAUGAAAUGCAACGUGAUGACGUCAAUUCCGGGGAGCGUGUUCAACCUUCAACAGUUGGAGUUUUUAGAUUGUUCACACAACGCCAUUAAAGCCAUCCCGGGCACCAUAAAGAACUGUCUGUUCUUGCACACCUUCAUUUGUGAGGAUAACAAACUGAAGACGUUGCCAACUACCAUCAACAAAUGUUCUGCGCUGAAGCUGGUCAAUGCAAAGUUUAAUGAAAUGAAGAAAGUCCCAAAGUCUAUCUACGAGAUAGGCGGUCAAGUCGACCUAUCCCACAACCAGAUUGCGGAGCUUCCGUCAGCGUCGGUGAAGUCUCCCGCACUGCGAAGCCUGGACGUGUCUCACAACAAGAUCUCUGAAAUUCCAAGCAACAUCAAUGUCAUCUAUACUCUGGUCUGGCUGAACCUGUCUUACAACUGUCUCGAGACUGUACCACAGGAGCUAUCACAGUUAAAAUAUUUGCACUAUUUGGAUAUUAGCCAUAACCAGCUGACGUCGCUUCCGGACGUAUUUGGUCCACAGGCUUUCUCUGUGGCUGUGUUGAAAGCUUCUUAUAACAAGCUGACGUCACUUCCUACGGAUACCGGCUGGAUGAAAGUCUUAGAAGAACUUUACGUAGACAACAAUGAGAUUAUAGAGUUACCCAAAGAGAUUCCAAAACUGCAGUGCUUGAAGAAACUAGAUCUGUCUGGUAAUAAAUUAACCAGCAUUGAUGUCCUUGUGUCUGUGACUUCACUAGAAGAACUCAUCUUCGCUCAAAAUCAAGUUGAAGAACUUCCAGAGUCUAUUCAAGCAAUGAAAAACUUGGUUCGAAUAGACUUCAGUGGCAAUCAGAUAGUUAGUCUACCUAAGUCUCUUGGCAGGAUCAGUUCACUGAAGGACAUUCUUGGUGCCAACAACCGUAUAACAGAAGUGGACGAAACCUUAGGGCAACAUCAGCUGCUUCGAACCCUGGACCUCGGGUAUAACAGACUCACAGAACUGCCCGAAGACUUGGUACGUUGGAGAACCCUUGAGAUCCUUCGAGUGAAUAAUAACAGAAUCACCGUGCUGCCUCCUGCUAUUGAGAUGAUGGAAAGUCUCUACGAGAUGGAUCUCAGCGAGAACAGUUUUACUGAGUUCUAUUUCCCUAAACCUAUUGAGAUCUUAAAUCUCUCCAACAACCCAGUCCCUGUGCAAACUUCGGAACAGACUUCCCCCAUCAUGUCUAUAGGAGAAAGCGACAGCUGCAGACGAUUGACCGCCCUUGACCUGUCCAGUCUUAAGUUAGACUCUAUACCACCUUCCCUCUUCAACUGCAGGCUCCUAGUUACCCUCAAACUAGCCAACAAUAAGAUCAAAGUUUUAUCAGAGCAACUUGGCAAGUUAAGAAAUCUGGAAUAUUUUGACGCCCAUAAUAAUGAGAUAACAGAAAUACCAAUACAAAUAGACCAGCUGCAUCAGCUGUAUUACCUUGACCUUUCUCACAAUUCCAUUGGGGAAUUUCCUAUGAACUUGGCUAAGUUACACCGCAUCAAGCAUUUGGACAUGUCCAGAAAUAACAUCGAGAAGUUACCAGACCUUCAGAACCUUGACCAUCUAGUCUAUCUUGACCUGAGCUACAACAAGCUGAUGGAAAUCCCAGAAGAAAAUCUGGACGUACUGGCUAGCUUGCUGACCUUAAAUCUCUCCAACAAUCUUUUGACUGUCUUCCCACCUGACUUGGCCUAUUUGUAUAGGCUGAAAAUUCUGGACAUGUCCGGAAAUGAUCUUAAAGAGCUGCCUCCAGAAAUCAAUGAACUAGUUAGCCUGGAGAAAUUAGAUCUUCACGACAACAUGCUAGAGGAACUUCCUGCAUCCAUUGGUAAGAUGAAAACCUUGACCUAUCUAGACGUCAGCAACAACAAAAUUAUGAGCAUUCCAGCAACAAUUAAUGCCAUGGGCAGCAGAUGUGAGCUGAAGUUAGAAGAGCAAUCAUCUAUCAAGGCUAGAGAGAUGGAAGAGGACCCACCAAAUGAAUCAUGAUUGGUUAUUCUUCAUCAGUAGUGCUAUACACAUCUCAAGGUCUAGCACUGAUCUGCCUCUAACUGGUUCUAAAAUAAAGUUUUCAAGUGUAGAAUACUGGCCACUACAAGUACAACUAAAACAUUCGACAACAUUUGAUCAACCACUCAGUGGGUUGGGGGACAUAAUUAUUAGAAACAAUCUAAAGUAAUAACGUACUGCAAAUGUAUGGCUGCCUGGUCGUGCGGUUUGCACGCUGGACUGUCGUUCAGAUUUAUCGAUGGUCCCGGGUUCAAACCCUGCCCGCUCCCAUCCCCCGUCGUCCUGCGGGAGGUUUGGACUAGGAAGUAAUUAUCUUCAACUCUGAAGGAACAUCCGAAACAUGUAAAACAUUUUACAAACAAUGUCUUAUUUUUUGUUUUCCUCUUAAUAAAAAUAAUACAUGUCCUGCUAUAUGAAUAUGAUAAAGGAAUAAGAAAGUUAUUUCACUCCAAGUAGUUAGUUACACGAAUAUCAUAUCAGGGUACUUUUCAUUGCCUCUCAAUCAAAACAAAAACUUCACAGGAUGAUUAGGAUGUCUUGAUAAAAAAAACCAUUCAUUAUGAGUUUUUUAUUGAUCUGACCUUGACAUUCUCUUUUUUCAAAUCUUUAUCUUUGUCACUUGUACUAUUACAUUGUCUAUGUUGUUAGUUUAUGUUUUUUGUUUGGUUUAUAUUUUUGAUUCUUUGCUAUUUUCUACUUUCUUGUCUAUUUUGUUUUUCUAUAUCUAUAUUUUCUAUAGUACUUAAGGAUUUGGUCCAAAUAAGUGGCUGGUCUGAUUAACUAGUGGUUCAAAUGUACUAUGUCUUGUGGGGUGAAAUAUAUGAAACAUUGUGUUGUUAUAAUCAUCAUCUAAGUUUACGCUGAAGAUUAAACACAAAUGUAUUACUAUGUCAACAUUAUUUGAUUUUAAGGGUAAUUUAUAAAAUGUAAUGUUUUUCUUUAAAAUAUUUACAAUUGUGAUCAAUUUUAUUCUAAAUAAAUGAGAACCAACAUUGGA
This is a messenger RNA of Biomphalaria glabrata, 3953 nucleotides long. Its product is annotated as leucine-rich repeat protein lrrA-like. The transcript is spliced from 14 exons. NCBI's taxonomy places the organism in Eukaryota, Metazoa, Mollusca, Gastropoda, Planorbidae. Gene Ontology annotation, molecular function: protein binding. The record is from RefSeq and is a predicted model, not a curated record. The coding region runs from base 659 to 2935 and encodes 758 amino acids.